Molecule: messenger RNA, 2193 nt
Organism: Astyanax mexicanus (Mexican tetra)
Lineage: Eukaryota; Metazoa; Chordata; Actinopteri; Characiformes; Acestrorhamphidae
Gene: atg3
Product: autophagy related 3
Exons: 12
Coding region: 152-1111 (319 amino acids)
Biological process (GO): nucleophagy; autophagosome assembly; autophagy of mitochondrion
Cellular component (GO): cytoplasmic ubiquitin ligase complex; cytosol
Molecular function (GO): Atg8-family ligase activity
Source: RefSeq, a predicted model, not a curated record
GAUGAUGAGGGUCAUGUGGUGAGGGCUGUGUGGAGCUGGAUGGUGGAGAAGUCAGUAAACAGUGCUGAGCUUUUCUCCUGGAUCCGCUGAGUGAAAUCAGAGCGGGUUUAUUCGCUGAGGGGUUCCAGUAUUCGGCUCGGGUCCGGUCAGCAUGCAGAACGUGAUUAACUCAGUGAAGGGAACGGCUCUGGGAGUGGCUGAGUUCCUCACUCCAGUGCUGAAGGAAUCCAAAUUUAAGGAAACAGGAGUUAUAACUCCUGAAGAGUUUGUUGCUGCCGGAGACCACUUGGUUCAUCAUUGCCCCACAUGGAAAUGGGCAUCUGGAGAAGAUACAAAAGUGAAGCCAUAUUUGCCCCACGACAAGCAGUUCCUAUUAACACGAAAUGUUCCAUGUUACAAGCGCUGUAAACAAAUGGAGUACUCUGAUGAACUGGAAGCCAUUAUAGAAGAAGACGAUGGAGAUGGGGGAUGGGUCGACACCUAUCAUAACUCUGGUGUAACAGGAAUGACGGAAGCAGUUCGGGAAAUCUCAUUGGAUAACAAAGACAAUAUGAAUAUGAACGUGCGUAUGAGAAGUGGAAAUGGUGACAAUAAUGGCGAUGAUGAUGACGAUGAUGAAGGAGAAGCAGCAGAUAUGGAAGAAUAUGAAGAAAGUGGACUUUUGGAAACAGAUGAGGCCACACUUGACACGAGUAAAAUCGCAGAUACAAACAAAUGCAAGGCUGAGGCAGGCGGAGAAGAUGCCAUCCUACAGACGAGAACCUACGACCUUUACAUCACUUAUGAUAAAUACUAUCAAACUCCCAGGCUGUGGCUUUUUGGAUAUGAUGAGGAAAGACAGCCUCUUACUGUGGAUCAAAUGUAUGAAGACAUCAGCCAAGAUCAUGUGAAAAAAACUGUUACCAUUGAGAACCACCCACACCUGCCACCUCCUGCCAUGUGCUCUGUGCAUCCAUGCAGGCAUGCUGAGGUCAUGAAGAAGAUCAUUGAGACAGUGGCAGAAGGUGGAGGAGAGCUCGGGGUUCAUAUGUAUCUUCUGAUUUUCUUGAAAUUUGUUCAAGCUGUCAUUCCAACAAUAGAAUACGAUUACACAAGGCACUUUACUAUGUAAUGUUCGAGCUCACCAGGAUUACAGCUGCGUCUUCAAGGCUUUGAGAGUUGUGGUGAAGGAAGGCUGUUUGCUGUGUGCAGACACUGAGCUAGAAACACACAUGCACAGGUCCUGAGAAAUACUUAAGGAAUGUUACAUAUUGUAUGAAAUAUCCUACUUUGCAUGAGGAAAGGAUCUGAAGGAAGUCUGGUACCUACACUAUUCUCACUAUUCUCCAGCUUCAAAAUGGCAAACUUACUCAUUUCCCGUAUAUGGAUCUCACUGUGCUGCUGAUGCUGUCUUCAUGCUGAAAGUAUUUAUAUUCAUAUUGAUUUAAACAGUAAUACAAAUGAUCUAUUAUAAAAAAUAUAUAUAACAUAAAAAAUUGCAUUACUGGUCUAACCAGCAUUCCUUCUGUAUUUGUAGCUUCUGACUGGGUGUACAAAAAACUGGUGUUGGAUAUGUUGAAUUUGUUGACUCUUGUAAAACAGUAUAACUUUUAUGCCAGAUUGUCUUAAUGCUUCGCUCUUUGAAUGUGUGAGCUGUUUGGGCUUCAGACUGUUGUAGUGUCGACCUGCUGUAAGUCUGGUAUAAGGUUCUUUCAUUUAACUUCCACUUUUAUUUAAUAUCCUGAACCCUAUAGUUCAUAGCAAAGCCUCCGUAAUGUAUGUAAGAACUCGGACAUCUAAUAUUUAUAUUCCGUAGACUUACAGUAAAAUGCUUAUGCAGCGAAGUCACUGAAACGUCCAGCAGCACAGCAGCAGUGGCUUUUUCAGACACAGAGAUACAGUGCGACAUGAUUUCCCAGAUAUGUAAGGUUUGACCAUGUUUCAUUGUUCUUGUGUGUACAUUUUUAAAUAAUGUGAAUUAUAUGAAUAAAAAAAACUAAUUGUAAAGGUGUCCUUUCUUGCAGUCUCAAAAUUAGUCCCGUACCCAUACUUUUUUUUUUUUUUGUUAAUUUCUUUAUUAGUUGGGUUAUAAUUUAAACAUGGGCACAGAUAAUCAGGUCAGGCCUUUGUAUCAACAGGUAUGUGAUAGUAAAUGUUGCAGUGUGUCUCCAUUUGGGUGCUUCUAUCUGUAAAUAAAGUAAAAUAAAUAAUUCA